AUGGCGACGCCACUCUCCUCUGCCCCUCCUCCCUUCGUCCCAGUUCAGCUGGAUCCCACUAAGGAUUCCGGCAAGGACACCGAGGGCACCUCAGCUCUCCCGGAGAAAACCUCCGGAGCGGAGCAGGCAGAAAAGAAGGCGGAAGAAAUCGCCACCAAGAAGUCCAAGGCCCGCCAGCGAGACUCGGAAUCCAAAGGGAAAUGGUGGCCCUGCACCACCACAGAGACCGAGCUGAAGAACUUGGAGGGGGAAGGCUUCCUGCAACCCGGAAGCUGGAGGACAGUUCCGAAUGCCUUAGCACCAGCCCCCCAAGACAACGAGAUGGUGCUGACGAAAGCGCUGGUGGAGCGAGGCUUCUCAUUUCCGCCAUCGGACUUCUUCUUGGAAAUCCUGAAGUUCCGGAAGCCAACCACCCAAAGCUCCAAGAGUUCUGAAGAAGAAGGUCAAGCCGUCUCCGGCUUCAGUCCCUACCCCAUCGACCACGGCGAUUCCGGCAAGGGCGCCUCCUCGUCUGCCCCUCCGCCUGAUCAACCUAGCGCCACCUUCGCGGAGCCUACGGCGGAAGAGUAUGAGCAGAAAGUGCAGCUCAUCCACGCCUCCAGCACGCUUCAAGCUAACCCUCAACCAGCUCCGUCCCUGCAAAAACGUUCCCUUGCAGAGCGCCACGCGGAAGUUUCCGCCAUGAUGGACAAGGUGUGGGGGAAGGCGAACGUGGAGAUGCAGGAGCUCACCGAACUGGAGGACGGUCUGAAGGUGUUUUUUGCCAAACACAAGGACGUGCGCCAGACCACGCGGAAAUUGCACGAGGAUCUGCGCGUUCACGUGCUGCAGCAGAUAACGGAGAUUGAGGCGCUGCGCCAGAAUGCGGAGAAUAGCCAAAAGGCUAUCCAGCUUUUGGAGACCCGCCUUCGCGAAGAGACUGCCAAGCACUCUUCAUUCGAUGAUCUGUCCGCCAAAGUCAAGGUGCUCGAGGCGGAGAAUGAAUCUCUCAAGGCCUUCAUCAAGGAAUCCUCCGACAAGGAGAAUGAGGCGAGGAAGGAGCUCUCCGAGAAGCAUGCUCGCGAGUUGGCGGAAUUGAAUGAUAAGCUAAAGAAGAGCCAGAGUCGAGUAACUUCCUUAGUGGCCAAGAAUAAAGUUCAAGAGGCGGAGGCGGAGGCCAUUGACAAGCUCAUCUUCCACGGUUCCGACAUGGGCGCCAUCCUCUCGGAAACCAAAGGGUUUGAGCAGCUGUUUGUCAGGCGAGUUAACCACUCAUUCUGGUAUCACAAGUACGAUUUGCCCAAGGGAUUUUCCGACGCGGAGGAGGAAGAAGGCGAGCCAGAGUACUACGCGGAAGGCUCCGGGUCGAGCAUCGAGCGUUCCGGAGAAGGCUCCGACGACGACUCCGAGGAUGGCUCCGACGAUAGCGAUGGCGAUGGCUCCGCCUACCAAGAAUCUAAAGAGGAGGACUCCGAGUAG
Lolium perenne is the source of this 1458-nucleotide messenger RNA. Lineage: Eukaryota; Viridiplantae; Streptophyta; Magnoliopsida; Poales; Poaceae. The record is from RefSeq and is a predicted model, not a curated record.